This is a messenger RNA of Cucumis melo (muskmelon), 2453 nucleotides long. RefSeq names its product CDT1-like protein b. Bases 154 to 2025 code for a protein of 623 amino acids. Lineage: Eukaryota; Viridiplantae; Streptophyta; Magnoliopsida; Cucurbitales; Cucurbitaceae. Gene Ontology annotation, molecular function: DNA binding; DNA polymerase binding. The transcript has 7 exons. Gene Ontology annotation, biological process: DNA replication preinitiation complex assembly; DNA replication checkpoint signaling; mitotic cell cycle. The record is from RefSeq and is a predicted model, not a curated record. Gene Ontology annotation, cellular component: nucleus.
CAAUUUUCGCGGGAACCAACGCCUUAUUUUGGCGGGAGUCAACGUGUCAAGCUGACAGAGCCCCCCCGUCUCCUCAUAGAAUCCAUUCCAUAUAUAAACUCACCCCCUCAAUCUCCAUUUUCCCCCUCAUUUUCCUUCUUUCAAUCCAUAGCAAUGGCGGACGCUUCAAAGAAAAUUUCUUCUUCAUCAUCAUCAUCAUCAUCAUCAACUUUACCCUUCAAGUCGAAGAAACCUUUGCCUUCCAACUCCAAAUCUUUACUUGAGGAUCCGCAAUCAUUGAGCUCCAAGACGCCGGAGAAGCCGGCGGAGCUCUCUACCAGAACUAGGAACCGUAAGGUUGCACUUUCGAUCAAAGAGGUUAAAAGAGCCGCUCUGAGUGUCACUCAAUCGAAUCGUCAGUUGCCUCUUCAUCUGGCUAUUGAAGAGAGUAAAUCGGUUAGAAGACAGAUAGAUUUGUGGUCGAAUGAAAGUCAGUCGGUUGAUAAUAAGUCUAAGAAAUUUCCUGAGAAAUUUGAGAUGCUUUGUAAGUUCUUUUAUAGUUUAGAUUCUGCAAUGCGGUUGUUGCGAUUUAAAGGUGUUGCAUCCAACUUCUCUAACGUUUGCCCUAAGAUUGAAGCCCUCACUGAUAGGAGGUUUACAUAUGGUCAUUUGGCUCAAUUCAAGUUUAUUUUACGUGAAGCAAUUGUUCUCAAGAAGGUUCUGGUCUAUGAUGAGCGGACCUGCUGCAUGAAACCGGAUCUUCACAUAUCUUUCAAUUUUGGUGUUCCAGAGAAUCAGGAGGACCAGUAUAUGCAACUGAGGAAGUUGUUUCGGGCACGACUUUCAGAAUUUGUUAGUUCCUAUCCAGAGACUGAUGAUGUUCCAAAAGAUUUGCUACCAAAUCCAUUCAAUUUCCGAAGCCAAGAUCUUGUCGCAAAAUCUAACUCACUAUCCUCUAUCAAGACGUCGAUUGAGCAAUUGGCCCCUGAGCAACCAAUGCCUUCAAUAGAAGGGAUUUCUUUUAACCAUCAUUCAGAAGAACAUCAAGGUUUCCGGAUGGUUAAGUCUACCAUGCCUGUAACUGACCCGAGUAAGCAGAAGGAAUUUAUAGGGUUAUCUCAUUUUUCACCAUCUUUUAGCCGGCGUUUCUCUCAAAAAGUUGUCGACAGAGAAAUAGCAAAUAAUGAUCAAGUUACAAAGCCUUCUAACCAAGUUUCAUCUUAUACUGAUGUUGAGACAAAUAUCGACAUGGAAUCUUCUGUUGUAGCAUCUUCAACAGAGCCUUUCUCCCCCAUUAAACUACCUUCCAACUCAACUUGCAAUGUAAAUUGUCACAAAAACUAUGCUUCUCCAAUUCGUUGUUCGGCAUUGGCCCUUCCCACAACUCCCAGUAAUACAGUAGGCAGAGUUACCAUGAUGGUAGAAUGUGACCAAUCUGCAAAAGCUAAUGACAUUGAUUCAACCCCAGGAAAGCUUCUUUCAACCCCAACUCAGCUGAUGACUAACACACCUGCAAUGCCUCCACCAAAACGAAGUUCCAUGACUCCGGAUGACGAUUCUUCUUUCUCAACAAACAAGUUGGUCAGACGUCCACCCCGUUCGAGAUCACUUGUAUUUGACACUCCUACAAAGGAAGAUAAAAACAAUGAUGAGACAGAUGUUUCACUUGAGGAUGACAUUCUGGAUGUUUUAUCUUCAAGUCUCGUACAAUCAAUUAAAGAGAAAGAACGAAAGAUCAAAGAAGAGCAAAUGCCGGCAAUAACACAAGCUAAGAGACGACAGAAAAUGAUUGCUAACCUGCCAAAACUCUUCAAUGCUAUAUUUUUCUUGUACCACAAGCGUACAGUUAUUAGAAAGCAGAAGCUAUUAAACGAAAUAAUCGCUGGCAGUGACAAAAGAGAAAUUGAAGAGCAGCUAGAUUUGUUAUUCGAACUUGCACCCGAAUGGAUUUAUCCAAAAUUGACAUCCGGUGGUGAUGUGCUAGUUUGCAUUAAUAAAUUGACCAAUGUCGAAUCUGUACGUGUUCGGCUUGAGGAAGCUAAGUGAAGAAAGGAGUUGAGAAGUUUGUCUACCUUUCUUUUUCUCUCAGCAUCUAACCUUGCAAAUACGCAAUUGAAAUUUCAACUUUCUUCAUCAAGCACCAGUCAUUUUUUUAUAAUGGGUAGUAGCUUGCUUUCCUCUGGUAAGAUGCAUGGUUUAAGGGAUAGGGCAAGUUCUUCAAACCUUGUAUUGCUUUGCAUCUGCUGUAAGAUAUGGUUCUCAGUGAACACUAGAAAUAUUUAUAUAUGAUUUGGUGGGUAAGGAGCAUGGAAAAGGUUAUGAGAUAGAAAAUCAUUGACUUUAUAAAAUGUCUCACACCAUUUUCAAAGUUCAAAGAUAGCGAUUUUUGUUAUGUCACUAGUUCGACUUUUCCUUGUUAAUCUGGAGGGGAAAAUCAUCUGUCAAAAUUCACUAUUUUGAAACAUUUUCUAUCA